Molecule: messenger RNA, 2277 nt
Organism: Gallus gallus (chicken)
Lineage: Eukaryota; Metazoa; Chordata; Aves; Galliformes; Phasianidae
Gene: ITPRIP4M1
Product: inositol 1,4,5-trisphosphate receptor-interacting protein-like 1
Exons: 2
Coding region: 24-1826 (600 amino acids)
Cellular component (GO): membrane
Source: RefSeq, a predicted model, not a curated record
CACUUUGGCCUGGGCCAUAGAUCAUGGCUUUGGUGUUGGUUCUCGCCUUGUUGGUGAGGGUGCUAAUUGUCAGUGGCAGUGACCAUGCGGUCAUGCUUGAGCGCGUGCAGCAGCACGAGAAAGAGCAGAGGAACGGGGAGCAGAGCUGGGUGGACAUGUCGGCUCUGCUCUUUACUCUGCUGCAUUACUGGAAGAUCUGGUUCUGUACGGGACUGUUUGUCUUCCUCUUUUGGAAUAUGUGGCGGUCCCUAAAAAGGAAGCAGCAUGAGGAAGGGGGACAGCAGGAACAGCAAGAACGGGAGGAACAGGUGGAAGAGGUGGAACGUGAGGAACAGCAGGAGCAAGUGGAAGAGGAGGAACAGCUGGAACGGGUGGAAGAGCUGGAACAGGAGGAUCAGGUGGAACAUGUGGAACAGGAGGAACAGGAGGAACGGGAGGAUCAGGGGGAACAGGUGCAGCAGGAGGAACAGGUGGAAGAGGUAGAACAGGAGGACGAGGAGGAAGAAUACUUCCAUCAUUCAGCACUGACCAGAUACAUUGCACGGCGUGCCUGGGAAAAGAUGCAAGGAAAGGCCACCAAGUGCGUGCUGGUGGAGGAGCUGAUGAGCGACCUGCUGCAGACCUACACAUUUGUCUGUUCAAACAGCUUCUACCCGGUGCUGCAGCCUGCCAUUGGGGUGGGCAGCGCCUUUGAAGGCUGGAGUCCCUGUGAGGAGGACAUUGUGUACCGCCUGCUCGUGCCCAUUAAGGCCCCCCAUGGGCACGUCUUCCACCCGGAGCUGGGUGAGGAAGGGGAGGUGCUGGCAAGGAACUCCCGCAUCCGUGUGGAGCUGGUGUGCAUGUGCACAAGGGAGCAGCAGCUGGGGGACGUGCUGUGCUUCCUCCACCACUCUGAGGAGGAGCUGAGCCAAAAUCAGCAGCCCAGCCUCCUACAGACGCUCUGCACCGGCUCCUACCUGGAUGUGCAGAAAACUGCCGCCUGGUUCAACAAGCAGGUACCAAGAACCUGGAGGCUCACGCACCGGGCACACCGUUACGGCCUUAAGGUGCUGCCCUCCAGCCGCUCCUGCAAGCUCCAGGUGACAGACACCUCCAGCGGGGAAAAAGUCCACGUUGAGCUGCUGUUCGGGGUGCAGCAAGGCAACCUGGACAUCUUCCUGAGCAGCCAGAACGCAGAGGCCGUCUUUACGCCCAGCACAACAUGGCCGCAGAGCUGCGCUGUGGCGGAAAGGAAGUACUUCGAGUACGUGGCCAGGACCGCUGGACCCAACAGCUGCCACCUGGUCUGCCUGAGGCUCUUUGCUCACAUCCUGGUGGGCAUGGGCUUUUCCACCUACGCCAUCAAGACUCUUCUCCUCCACCUCCUAGCCAUCAUCCCUUUGGAGGACUGGCGCAGGAGGCAUUUCCUGAGCCGGCUGGAGAAUCUCCUGCAGUACCUGCAAUACUGCCUGAACGAUAAAGUCCUGAACCACUUCCUCCUUGGCAACGCGACCAUGCCUGACGAGGUUGUCCUGCCGCAGGCCUUCCAAACAGCCAGCCCGCUCAACCUCUUCCAGCACCUGGAGCAGGACCCGGACGCCCACUCCCGGGUGCUGCGUGACUUCAAGGAGCUGAAAGAUCGCCUCUUCAGGACUGCUGCUGUUUGGACGCUGAAAGAGGCGUUUGUCAGAACCCUCCUUUCUUGGGCUCAAAGCUCACAUGCUGUGAGCAAUAAGACUCUGAGCUAUCUAGGAGGCCAGAGGUGGGUGUUGCCGUGUGGCAGUCAGCAUCAGGUUGUGGGCAGUUUACAUCCAAAAGGAUUUCUUUGGAGAGAGUUUGCCGGCUAAAGAUCUGGGCUGAGACCAAAUGACUCCAGCUUGGUACAGGAGAUUUGGGAAUAGUACCAUUGUAUCCUGUGAAGGCAAGACGCAAGUGGGCACCUCCCUGCUCCCUCUUAUCUGCUGGCAAGGCCCAGAAGAUGGUCCCAAAGGAAGAAGCUGUCACUCCAAAGACAGCCAACUCGGCCACUCUGGACUUACAUUAAUAAGUCUGUCCUGUCCUUGGAAAAAGUCAUCCUUGUCGUCGUCAAGCCAACAACAACCUCCGACGACCCAUCUCUACGGAAGGUCAGCAUCGGAACUACGAGCUAUGCUGGAAACCCGGUGGUGGCUAAUUCUCUCUUGCUUUCUACAGAGACUCUUUGCUUUUAUUUCCAAUCUCUUUUCUAUCGCCCGACUUCCCUUGCCCAUCUCCCUAAACAACUAGGAUUUGUAAUAAAGUGGUCGGGCUAACAUUUCA